CCGGCCGGUCUUGGCCGGUCCCUCCCGGCAUCCUCCGCGCGCGGCUGAGCUUUCAGGCUCAGGGAGGAAAGGGGCUGCCUUAUUUUCUGCCCCCAGCAGAGAUGAACAGUCGGACAGGAGGAACGACGGGAUCGGGAGAGGAGGGCCCGUCCCCGGCGUCGGGGGAUUGCUGCCAUGUUGACGUCUAAGAUAAGUGACCUCGCCCCGGGGGCGGACAGGCUGAACCAUGAAAACCCUUACGCCGCCAAGUACGAAGCGAAGAUGAAUCUGCGUUCUGUAUUUACUGUAGAACAACAAAGGAUUUUACAGCGUUAUUAUGAACAUGGAAUGACAAAUCAGAGUAAAAAUUGCUUUCAGCUCAUAUUACAGUGUGCCCAGGAAACUCAGCUGGACUUCAGUGUAGUCAGGACUUGGGUGGGCAACAAAAGGAGGAAAAUGAGCAGCAAACCGGCCGAGUCCGGGGCCACCCCGCCCGGGCCGGCGGCCGGCACCCCGCCGACGCCGCCGGACCGGAACGCGGCCCGGCCCCCCGGCCCGCAGCCCCCGUGGACCCCCCCGGACGGCGACGUCGUGGUGACGGGCAUCUACGGGCCGGCCGGCUCUUCGGGAAGGGCCAAGGCGACGGAGAUCCACAAGCUCCCCGUCCAGAGGACCCCCGGGAAGGCCGACCCGGAACUUGGAGCCCCCCUCCCCGGGUCCCGGCAGGCGGCCCACGGCAAGGGCGCCUCGCUGCUUCUGGGCGAGAAGGCCAUCAUCUUGUCGCGGCAGAGCGGCGUGCCAAACGCCGCCAACCCCGGCUACGGCCACCACGCCAAGAAGAGCUACGGGGCCCCCCCGGGGCCCGACGUGGCCCCUCAGAAGCCCGGCGGGGGCGGCCACCGGCCUGGCAAAGCGGAGCCGGCCGGGGGGCCGAGGCCCCCCAAGCCCGAGUACGCCAGCCUCGCCGCCCACGGCCCCUGCGCCGCCCCGAACCUGGAGAUCCGGGAGGUGUUCUCGCUGGCCGGGACCGACUGCCCGCCGAGGAUCCCGGGGGGGAGCGCGGCCCAGAGGCCCGGCUCCCGGGAAGGGAGCUGCCUGUCCAUCGCGAUGGAGACGGGCGACGUCGACGACGAGUACGCCCGAGAGGAAGAGCUGGCUUCCAUGGGGGCGCAGCUCCAGAGCUACUCGAGGCUCUGCGAGGGCGGCGGCCCGCGCGUCGAGCACCAAAGUCCGCAGCGUCCGCCCGGCCCGGGCCGUGGCACCGGCUGCGCUUCGCUGCUGGGGAACGCCAGAGACUUACCCGACGGUGCCCUGUACCCUCAGCGGGACUUCCAUUUGCCCCCCCGGACCUCACUGCACAGCGGACCCGGCACGAUGUACAGUGGCUCGCACGCGGCCCGCCCCGGUUUUUCCCCUCACUUCGCCCCGUCCAACCAACUGAGGCUGACGCCAAACCAAAACAACUACCAGAUUUCAGGAAACCUUACUGUGCCUUGGAUUACAGGGUGUUCUAGAAAGAGAGCACUCCAGGACCGCACCCAGUUCAGCGACCGAGACCUGGCCACCCUCAAAAAGUACUGGGACAACGGCAUGACCAGCCUGGGCUCCGUGUGCCGGGAGAAGAUCGAAGCCGUGGCGGCCGAGCUGAACGUGGACUGCGAGAUCGUGCGGACCUGGAUUGGGAACCGAAGAAGAAAGUACCGCUUAAUGGGGAUUGAAGUCCCACCCCCGAGAGGCGGCCCCGCCGACUUUUCCGAGCAGCCCGAGCCCGGGCCGAAGCCCGCCGUGACCCCCGGGGAGGAAGUGGGGCCGGACCACGGGGAGGAUAACGACCGGAAUGACGAGGUGUCCAUCUGCCUGUCGGAAGGAAGCUCUCAAGAAGAAGCCAAUGACGCUAUUGCACAUGAAGAAGGCAGGCAUAAGGGGGAAGGCCAUCCCGAAGCAACCUCCGACAAUGUGAAAAUAGAAAUCAUCGACGACGAAGAGAGCGAUAUGAUCAGCAAUUCCGAAGUGGAACAGAUGAAUUCCCUGCUGGAUUAUAAGAAUGAAGAGGUCAGGUUCAUCGAAAAUGAACUGGAGAAUCAAAAGCAAAAAUACUUCGAACUGCAGACUUUUGCCCGAAGCUUGAUCCUGGCCGUCAAGUCCGACGACAAAGAGCAACAGCAGGCCCUGCUGUCCGACUUACCUCCCGAAUUAGAAGAGAUGGAUUUCAGCCAAGCCUCCCCGGAGGCCGGCGACACCUCAUUCAGCUUGUCUUCUCCGUCGGAGAAAUGACGCUUCCGACCGGCUGACCGCGCGACCGCGGGGUGCGGGGGGGAGAGGGCCGGGGGGCCGCGCCGCAGAAACCCGGGGGUCGCCGGUCCAGUUGAAGGGGGAACCCCAAGGAGAAGGGAGCCACGGCUCUCAACGGGGGAAACGAGGGCUGCUCAAAGCGUUGGGUCCGGCUCUGGGGCGGCAGCGGAGGCCUCCCCGGAGGAUAACAUCCGUUUGCAUCUUAAACUCGAACCGCCCGAUGUCUGAAGCGGUGGGGAGGGGGGCUACCCCUCUGAUAGACGCAUCCGUCUCCCGGGCGGUAGCCGGAAUCGGGUGCCCAAGAGUGGAAGGGCCACGGACCGUCCGGUUGGGCUGCCCGGGGGCCAGGUCGGAAGCCCGGGGGAAUCGGUUCAGCUCCCUGAACCCCCUCUUCGUCUCCGUGGCUCCUCCUGCCCCCACAACGUUUUACUCAGGAAAGCGGACUGAACGGUGGAACGAGCGAACGAAGAACCAGGCACGGAUCUGGCCAACCACGGGGAGACUGGAAGGAUCCGAGGGCCAGCGCGGAACCGGAAAAGUGCUUCACGGAACGUGUCACUGUAAAUUGUUGAUGUCCUCCCAUUACCUUACCAAAAUGUCUUGAGAAAACACUGUGGAAGAUGAAGUGGGUUCCCUUAAGCCCAAUAAAUUAUUCGUGUAUAGAAGCGAAAGCAUCAAUGUUGUAAAGGCCCUGCCCAGGAACUCGUGAGCGCCGUGGGGCCGCCGUCUCCCAUCGUGAUUCUGAUCCGUUGCUCCCCCGGAGCCUCCGUCGCUCGGCUGCCCGCUCCGGGGACCGGACGGGCCCUGGGCUUGGCCCCCGGACCGGUUGCCCGGCAGGGGCGGCCCCUCUGCUCGGUCUCUGACCGCUUUGCCCGCUUUCUCUGUCACACUUCCCCUCCCCGACAGCAGCUUGGCCGAGACCGGCGGACAGUCGAGCUCCCGGGUUCGCCGCUCUUCCCCGAGCCACAUGGGAUCAGGUGUCUCCCGGCGAGGAGGAGCAGGACUGCGCCGACGACAGGGCGUCCCCGGGGCCGGAAUCUGCCCGCACCCGAGCGAGCUCGAGACUUGGGAUCGACCAUUGACGGGGUCCGUCGUGAAACGGCUUCUGCCUGGUGACCCGGGAUCGGCGUGGGGUUAGACGCUCUCCGACGCACGAGGGCAGAAGCCGAUGGUCCAGACGGGCGAAAGACGCGAGGGCGGAAUCCUGGAACUUAGGGAAACUGAAUGACACUCGACUUUUUCCCUUCACGCAUCGCUUAAUUUUGUCAAAUCGUCUGAUUUUUUUUCCCCUUGAGCCCCAACUAGCCUCUCUUUGGACGACGGACGACCUGUUGGUUCGCCUUGGCUCAGAUGCGCUUCCGUCCUUGUCCUCGGUCUACCCUCGCCGGCCUUUGCCUUUCCAUCCCUCCGAGAGGCUCCGAAGGCAUGGUCCCUCCAGAAGCGUGAAGAUCUCGCCGACCAAGCCCCUCAGCCCUGGGCCUGCCUUCAGCUCCACCCUGCUCAGCCCCGUCCAAGCGGACAAGAAGACGGCCGUCGCCUCCGGACAAGAGGAGACAAGAAAGGAGGGCCGGGCACCCUCCUCGUUGCCCCCGCAGUCGCGUCGGUGCUGACCAAGCGGAUCUCAGGGUCCGACUGGAGCACGGGAUCCGCGUUCCUGCUCAUGAGGAGCCUUUGGGUCAGCGGGCGAAGACGUCGCUCGCUUUGGCAGCCGGAAUAGCUCCGCCGCCAUCUCCGGGGGGCUUCUCCCAGUCUGUGGCAUCCGCCGGGGGACCCGGGAGGAUGGAUGGAUCCACGUUGCUGGUGCCUGUCGAAGCGGUGAGAUCCGCCCUCCCACAGCUGGGAUGGAUCCCGGAGGGACUCGGGGGCAGGCCGGAGGAUGGGGAGGGCAGAGGAGGAUGGGACGCAGAGGGGCCUCUGGCUUCACGGAGGAUGCACAGAGCCGGACCGUGUGGCCGUAGAGGAGAGGAGCCCCCCCAAUUCUACGGGGCUGGCUCCCCCUUCUCCUCCGGUCCCCACUCCGCCCCGUCAUUCCUGCAGAGAUCCCCUCGCCUUUCCGCUCCUCGCAGCCGCUGACCGUCGCUGCGGGGCAGCGGCCGUCUCGCCCUGGGGAAGGAGCGCCCGACGGCUAUUUUCCAAACUCCCGAUAGAUCGUCUUGAGGCUAGAGGUCCGGCCAGCCGGUCCCCGGGAGGCAUCAAUCUGUGCCACCCUGCGUUGCCCAACUUAUCCGGGUUCUCCCAACCCUCCUGAGUCGGAAGGGAGGACCGACUCGCCCUCUCCCCUCGACAGCGGCCCGAGACCAAGGCUCCCUAAGAACCCGGGCCCGAAAAGAGGGCACAGGCGGAAGCCUCCCGGUUGGCAGAGAAAGCAACCAACCCACCCGCUGUUGGGUAGGGACCGUCUCUAUGUGUUGCCAACUUGUACUUCCCAAGCGCUUAGUACAGUGCUCUGCACCCAGGAAGCGCUCAAUAAAUACGAUCGGAUGAAUGAAGAGUAGCAGAAUCACCCCACUGCGGAGCGGGGCCGGAGGAGGGGGGGUCUCUGCGCUUUUUGCCGCCGCCCCCCUCUCCGUUGGGGCUUCCUUAGCUUUGACUGUCGUGUCGUUGUGGUCUGUGAAUCAUCCCCCGCCUCCCACUCUCCACGUACCUACCUCUGAAACACACCACCACCUUAAGCCAGACCAGACUGUAAUGUGAACUUUUGUAGGGUUUUUAUUUAAAGUUUUUAUAGGCAAUAAAAUGAUUUCCAACAAA
Tachyglossus aculeatus (Australian echidna) is the source of this 5022-nucleotide messenger RNA. It is a transcript of the gene HDX, whose product is annotated as highly divergent homeobox. NCBI's taxonomy places the organism in Eukaryota, Metazoa, Chordata, Mammalia, Monotremata, Tachyglossidae. The record is from RefSeq and is a predicted model, not a curated record. Gene Ontology annotation, molecular function: RNA polymerase II cis-regulatory region sequence-specific DNA binding; DNA-binding transcription factor activity, RNA polymerase II-specific. Gene Ontology annotation, biological process: regulation of transcription by RNA polymerase II.